GUGGGGGUGGCGGCCCCUCCUCAGUGGAGACCCCACCCGGCUAAAACCUGGUGGGAAGCCAGAAGGACUCGGCAACCGCGGGCUCCUCCAGGAGAGGUGCAGCCCCCUCCCCAGGUCGUGGAGCGCCCCACACUCUGAUCCCAUCCUCAGGCUCAGGCACAAAAGGAAAUAUGGUCUGCUUGGAGGAAGAAUGUAAAGGGCCCCGUGAAGGUCACGAGGACCCAGAUGUGGGUUGGUUUGAAAAGGCAGGAGCAGACAGAGAGAAAUUGGACUGGAGCUGUGGCAACAACUGAGACCGGAGCCGCAGUUCCGGCUGCUGAGGACGAAGCAGAGGCAGAGAUAAAGCAACAAGGUCGGCCUGUGUGUCUGCACGCCUUUCUCCUGGAGAGGCUGGAGAAGUCCUACAGGAUCACACGUUGAAUGGUGUAAACAGCUUAUAGCUGCUACAAUUUCGAGUCAGAUUUCAGGUUCAGUGACAUCAGAAAAUGUAUCCAGAGAUUACAAGGCUCUUAGGGAUGGAAAUAAGCUGGCACAGAUGGAAGAAGCACCACUUUUUCCAGGAGAAUCCAUCAAGGCCAUUGUGAAAGAUGUCAUGUAUAUCUGCCCAUUUAUGGGAGCAGUGAGUGGAACCCUGACAGUGACAGACUUCAAGAUGUACUUCAAAAAUGUGGAAAGGGACCCGCAUUUUGUCCUCGAUGUUCCCCUUGGAGUUAUCAGCAGAGUCGAGAAGAUUGGAGCACAGAGCCAUGGGGACAAUUCUUGUGGUAUAGAGAUUGUGUGCAAGGAUAUGAGGAACUUGCGACUUGCUUAUAAACAGGAAGAACAGAGUAAACUGGGGAUAUUUGAAAACCUCAACAAACAUGCGUUUCCUCUUUCCAACGGGCAGACACUCUUUGCAUUCAAUUAUAAAGAAAAAUUUCCAACUAAUGGCUGGAAAGUAUAUGAUCCAGUAUCCGAAUAUAAGAGACAGGGUUUGCCGAAUGAGAGUUGGAAAAUAUCCAAAGUGAACAGUAAUUAUGAGCUCUGUGACACCUACCCUGCUAUCAUUGUUGUGCCAACUAGUGUAAAAGAUGAUGACCUUUCAAAAGUGGCAGCCUUUCGAGCAAAAGGCAGAGUCCCUGUGUUGUCAUGGAUUCAUCCAGAAAGUCAGGCAACAAUUACCCGUUGCAGCCAGCCGCUUGUGGGUCCCAAUGAUAAACGCUGCAAAGAAGAUGAAAAAUACUUGCAAACAAUAAUGGACGCUAAUGCACAAUCUCACAAACUUGUCAUCUUUGAUGCCCGACAAAACAGUGUUGCUGAUACCAACAAGGCGAAGGGGGGAGGAUAUGAAAGUGAAAGUGCUUACCCAAACGCGGAACUUGUGUUCUUGGAGAUCCACAACAUCCACGUGAUGAGAGAGUCACUACGGAAAUUAAAGGAGGUCGUGUACCCUUCUAUUGAUGAGGCCCGCUGGCUCUCCAAUGUGGAUGGGACCCAUUGGCUGGAGUAUAUAAGGAUGCUUCUAGCUGGAGCGGUAAGAAUUGCAGAUAAAAUCGAAUCUGGGAAAACCUCAGUGGUGGUGCAUUGCAGUGAUGGUUGGGACCGGACAGCCCAGCUGACGUCUCUGGCUAUGCUGAUGUUAGAUGGUCAUUACCGUACCAUUAAAGGGUUUGAGGCGCUCGUAGAGAAGGAGUGGAUAAGCUUUGGACAUAAGUUUGCACUGCGAGUGGGCCACGGCAAUGACAACCACGCGGAUGCUGACCGGUCCCCCAUAUUUCUUCAGUUUAUUGAUUGUGUUUGGCAAAUGACAAGGCAGUUUCCCUCAGCGUUCGAGUUUAAUGAACUGUUCUUGAUAACAAUUUUGGAUCACCUUUAUAGCUGUCUCUUUGGGACUUUCUUGUGCAACUGUGAACAGCAGCGAUUCAAAGAGGAUGUAUUUACAAAGACUCUAUCCUUAUGGUCUUAUGUCAAUAGCCAGCUCGAAGAAUUUUCUAAUCCCUUCUUUGUGGAUUAUGAAAACCACGUCUUAUAUCCUGUUGCUAGUCUGAGUCAUUUGGAAUUAUGGGUGAGCUAUUAUGUGCGAUGGAAUCCACGAAUGAGGCCUCAGAUGCCGAUCCACCAGACCCUCAAGGAGCUGCUGGCCGUCCGGGCAGAGCUGCAGAAGCGGGUGGAGGACCUGCAACGGGAGGUGGCUGCACGCCCCUCGUCCCCAUCCGAGCGGGGCUCCUCGCCGACUCACACAGCCACUCCCGUCCACACCUCGGUCUGACCUGCUCGAGGGUGGCGUUCUGGCCAGUGCAACCAGGGAGGCCAUCCUGCCCCGCUGCUCCCUGCAGCAGCUCAGGCAAGGGACCUGCUGCCAUCAGGGCUGUAGCUUGUGAUCUUGUCUUUUAGGAUUAGGCCCAGUGCCCUCCACGUCUGGAGGCACUUCCAACCAGUGGCCAUUUGUGUGCCAAGGUGACAGCCCCCUGUUGUCUAGUGCUGUUUUGUGAACACCCCCUUCCCCUCCUGCCAGCGAUUUCUCAGGGCAGCCACCCAGCCCACGUCUGGGCAGCUCGGGAGAGGCCGGAGUGGACGGAGCAGAGCACAGGGCGUCGGCUGAGGGAGGGCCCACGCCACUGCUUUCCCGGGGAACUCCUUUGAAAAACCAUCACCAUUCACUUUUUAAAGGCCACAUUGCCAGCCACAUGGCUUCCUUCAGUUCUUUGCUGCAACUUGGAAACUCAAAGUGAACUGUGGGGAGGGGAAGCCACCCCGUUGCCGUCUAGUCCACAGUUCUUAAGCUAGGGGUCCUCUGGUGCCAGUACUGUUGUGUACAUACAAGGCAUUUUUUUUUGUAUGGGUAUGAGUUUAUUUUUAAAAACUUUCAGUGUCAAAAAAGGAAAUUAAGGCCAUCAGAUUCGCAGCUUAAAAAUUCACAUAAAGAAAACAUAAAAAUACUCUGUGCGUCGGAGAAGGCUCUGCACUGCGUGUAGGCAAGGGUCACCACCCUUCCUUACUCUGAGGAGGGCAGCUGACCUGAGAAGUUCACAUAACGGCACAGCUUUUACUGGAUGCUCUUGGGGCUCCCUGCGGGAGGAAAAGUCCUUCCUCAACAGCCACUUCGGCUGCUGCUGCCGUUUCCUCUUCCUCUUCAGGUGUGGUUGUUUUAAAGGCUGUACUUCUUUGAGCAACCUCCUCUCCCUGGGACUUCUUCAGUAUGGCCUUCACGUCUCUGCCAGUGCCCCGGGAAUUCUGGUUCUUCCAGAUGAGGUGAGAGGGAGGACUGGCUGUGACUCCAGCGUUCGCAGCCCAGAUGGUACCUGUCUGCCCCGCCUUCACACAUAUCUUGAGGUAUAUUUAUAACUGCCUGAUGUGUCUCCAAUUUUUCUGACCAUCUCCCAGCCUCCCAUUGGCUGAUCCUGCUCGGAAGUGUUCUUCAGGCGGGUAAACUUCCCAUCCACGUCUAUCUCUUCAACACGGACAUUCCCAGUGGCUGAAGCAGAAUGAGAACAGCUAACACUGCUGCUGGCCUCUGACUCCUCCGCAUCGACUCUCUUCCUCUUCCCUCUAGUUGUGCGAACGCUGCGACUUGAGGACGCUCGCUACACCAUCACGCGGGAGGAAGGGCUUCGAGACAGGUUCAGUCUCUCCUCUUCACCCUCCAGAAGGUUCCUGUAAGCGCUGAUUUCCAUGUCCAGGGCUAACUUUACAUCGAGAAGCUGCUCACGGUCAUUCAGCUGCUGCUGCAGCUGGUCCCUUAUUUCCGCUGUCUCCCUCUCUUUGUCAGACAGCGCGCGCCGAAAGUGGUCUCUUUCCUCGGCAAGCAAGUCCUCCAACUCUUAAAUCCUCUCCAGAGAUGCUCUAGACUUUCUGUAGAUUAGAAAGCCAAGAUGAAAGGCUCUCAAUUCUCACGCGGCUUUCCAUCAGUUCUUCCCUGGCAGUGUUGACAGUGGAAGUAUUCAUUUCCGAUGACAGUCUGGCAUUCUCGCGUUUGGUAUGGUAAGCCUGCUCCAGCUCCUCCUUGUACAGCCUCACUUGGGCAUCGUGUUGCUCUCUCAUCUCACGAAGGGCUUGAGCGAGCCUAGACUCAUGCUCGAUCUGACGCCCAGAACCCACCUCUGCCAAGUGUGUUUCAUGCUUCCUUCUCGUCUCAUGUAUCUCCUCCUCAUGAACUCCAGGUCCUCAUUAAGGCUCUGACAGCGGUUCUCAAAGUCCACUUGAAGCAAAGUCUCAUCUGCUAACUGUUUUUUGGCAGCAGCUAAGGAGGCUUCCAACUGGGCAAUCUGAUCCUUCAGAUCCCCCAAAUCUCCCUCUAAGUUUUUUUUGUCCCCAAGAGCGGUGGCUAGAGCUGUGUCUUUAGAAUUCAGAGCUGCUUCAUAUUCUCGAAGCUUCAGCUGGGCUCCAGUAAGAUCAGAUUCUUUUUUUUUUUUUUAGGUGAGAUUUUUUUUAUUAAGGUAUCACUGAUGUACACUCUUAUGAAGGUUUCAUAAGAAAAACAAUGUGGUUAUUACAUUCACCCCUAUUAUCAAGUUCCCCCCAUACCCCAAUGUAGUCACUGUCCAUCAGUGUAGUAAGAUGCCACAGAGCCCUAUUUGUCGUCACUGAGCUACACUGUCCUCCCAGUGACCCCACACACAUCAUGUGCACCAAUCAUGAUACCCCUCAAUCCCCUUCUCCCGCCCUCCCCCACCCCUCCCUUUGGUAACCACUAGUCCCUUCUUGGACGUCUGUGAGUCUGCUGCUGUUUUGUUCCUUCAGUUUUCCUUUGUUCUUAUACUCCACAAAUGAGGGAAAUCAUUUGGUACUUGUCUUUCUCUGCUUGGCUUAUUUCACUGAGCACAAUACCCUCUAGCUCCAUCCAUGUUGUUGCAAAUGGUAGGAUUCAUACAAGGUAUUUUUAAAGAGAAACAUGCCUUUAUAUUUUCCUAUGCCCUUUUUUAUGUUUAGACUAGUCACCCAAGAAAGCAUCUGCUUAACUGGACUGUGAGAAAUGUUCUCAAACAAAGCCCAUGCUGACUUGUGUGUGGUGCAUUUGAAGCACCAUUUGAAUGUGUCGUUUACACGGCAGAAGCAGUGGCUUCUUUCCCUCAGGACAGCAGGCCCUGUGGAGGGGACACUGAGGGCUCCCCGAGGGAUCCUGCAAGGAGGCCUGGCUGGCAGCCGCCCCUCAGUGCCGCAGAGGCGCUCUUCACCCGUUCCCUGCCUGCAGACACGGUAUUUCUCACUGCAGAUCUCACCCCAGUUUACUCAUGCAACCGCACGGCAGUAUUUUAAAGCAGCCACUGCUCUGUGGCUUCACAGGGUGGCCCAAAGCAUAGCACGUGCUUUCCUGCUUUUGCACUUUGGGGCUCUGGGACUCUCUCGUCAGUCUGGACAGGAAUUUAGAGUAACCAGCUGGUCCACCCUUAGCGCUUUAGGUCCUCUGUGUGGUGUGUUAGGCCUGUGCAUUUGCGCCCCGUCCCGGCGGGCCGCAGCCUCACCCUCCGAGGGCCGUGCCCGUCCCCGCCAGCCACGGGCAGGUACCCAGCCAGCCUUGGCUGAGAAGGGCGCCUUGGCAGCUCAUUGGCUUCGACCUGAGGAUAGCUGCUGGGGGCAUCUGCUGGGUUUCACAUUACUGGGAUGCCACACAAAGCCCUACGUGUUGACCUAAUUUUUAAAAAUGUAUUCUUAAAGUUUUCUAUAGUCAGAUCCUUAGGGAAUGAAUGUUUUUCCAGUUUGGAACCGUUUGAUUCUUACAGAAAAUUAUCUGGUCUCUGUAACGUAUCAAAUUUUUAUUCAAGGUAAUUUGAUAACCUAAUAUCAAUUCUCAAUUUGUAUCAUAUGGAAGAUAUUUCUAAAUUGUACUUUGAUAUUAGCUUUUGAUUCUCCCAACUCAUCUGAAAGCUUAUUUAUGAAUGGAUAAACUAGAUUAUUCAUUGAUCAUUUUAAAUGGGGACAUUUCCCAUUUUUUCCAGAAAUAUUUAAGCCCUCAGCUGCACUAAGACUAUUAAACUCCGUGUGGACCGAUGCUCCCGACAGGACCAGACAGGCGAAGGGGCCUUUCUCUCGUAGAGGGCAGCUAGCCUGGGGCUGGGGGCAGUCCUGGGCUGCCUGAGGAGCCCUAGAAACUCCUCUGCGAUGCAAAAGCAGCACAACAGACCAUUUUCCUUUGUUAGGUUCCUACCACAAUACUUUGUAAAACAACUUGUAGUUUUGUUACCUAAGGAAUUAUUUUUUGUUUUAUUUAAUGCACUAGAAUGUAAAACCUAUGGUUCAGAUGUUUAAAAACUGAUGUUUUAUUUGCUUCUUCUGAUGCACUGUAUUUCAAUCUGUAAUUAAAAUAAUGUUUACUAUGUGGG
Molecule: messenger RNA, 6299 nt
Organism: Manis pentadactyla (Chinese pangolin)
Lineage: Eukaryota; Metazoa; Chordata; Mammalia; Pholidota; Manidae
Gene: MTMR1
Product: myotubularin related protein 1
Exons: 15
Coding region: 536-2248 (570 amino acids)
Biological process (GO): phosphatidylinositol dephosphorylation
Molecular function (GO): phosphatidylinositol-3,5-bisphosphate 3-phosphatase activity
Source: RefSeq, a predicted model, not a curated record